Clunio marinus is the source of this 3257-nucleotide messenger RNA. The record is from the annotation of a GenBank genome assembly. Lineage: Eukaryota; Metazoa; Arthropoda; Insecta; Diptera; Chironomidae.
AUAAUGGAUCAGAAUAAGGAAAAUGAAGACAAUGAAGUUCAAGAGAAAAAGGAAACAGAAAUGUCAAAUCUUAAAGGAGAUUAUGGCAAUGUUAUAAUUCUUUUAUUUCUCUAUAUGCUUCAAGGUAUUCCAUUGGGAAUUUCAAGCGCAGUUCCUAUUCUUCUUCAAAAUCGGGGUGUUUCUUAUGCAGAACAAGCUGGAUUUACAUUUGCAUUCUAUCCAUUUACAAUGAAAAUCUUGUGGGCACCGAUUGUCGAUUCAGUAUAUAUCAAAGCUUUUGGAAGAAGGAAAAGUUGGUUGGUACCAACACAAAUACUUAUAGGAAUUUUCAUGAUUUUUCUGUCACAAAAUGUGAAUGAUUGGCUUGGAGAUGGAAGCACUAAGGGACCUCAAAUGUUUUUAUUAACAGCAGUAUUUUUUGUACUUUGGUUUUUAACUGCUACACAAGAUGUUGCUGUGGAUGGUUGGGCAUUGACAAUGCUUCGACGAGAAAACGUCGGACAUGCUGCUACAUGUAACGCUGUUGGUCAAACAGCUGGUGGAUUCAUUGGCUAUGUUGUAUUCUUAAUAUUGGAAUCAACUGAGUUUUGCAACAAAUAUGUUUUUAGUGAACCUAGAGAUCAAGGAUUAGUGACAUUGUCAGGAUUUCUGAGAUUUUGGGGAGUUGUUUUCCUAGGCACGACGAUUUUAAUUGCAAUCUUCAAACGUGAAAGUUCACAUGCAGAAAGAGAACUUGAGGCAAAUCCAGAUUAUGGAGUGAAGAAAGCUUAUCCCUUAUUAUGGAAAAUCAUGACACUAAAGCCAAUUAUUCGUUUUUCGCUAGUUUUGUUAACUGCCAAAGCAAGUUUUGCUGCUGUUGAUGCGAUAACAACAUUGAAGUUAAUUGACUACGGGAUGCCUAAAGAUAAAAUUGCGUUGCUUUCCAUCCCACUCGUUCCUCUUCAAAUAUUACUUCCAUUCAUCAUCAGUAGAUAUACCACUGGACCUUAUCCGAUGACGUUUUAUAUCAAAGCAUUUCCUUAUCGACUUCUUAUGACGGUAGUCAUAGCAAUUUUUGUCUAUGCAACACCUUCAAUGAUCAGUGGACGACUCAAUGAUAUACCGGUUUAUUAUUAUGUUGCUAUUGUGUCACUUUAUAUGAUUUAUCAGGUCCCACUACGUGCGAUGUAUGUCGCAGAUAUGGCGUUCAUGGCAAGAAUCUCAGAUCCAUUGGUUGGCGGAACAUACAUGACAUUGCUAAACACAAUUAGUAAUCUUGGUGGUCGUUGGGUAAAAACAUUUUUCCUGUGGUUCGUAGACAUCAUAACAUGGAAAUCGUGUAUUUUUGAUGAAGCGAGCUUAAGUAAUUCAACAAUGCUUUUGACUGAUAAUAAAUGCGAGAAUAAAGAUGCUAAAUUAGAAUGCACGAACAAUGGAGGAAAAUGUAGAAUUGAUAUCGACGGUUACUACAUUGAAGUUGCACUCAAUGUUGUGUAUGGAAUCAUUUGGUAUCAGUGGGGAAAACGUGUAUUGCAUCAUCUACAAAAUUUAGAACGCCAUGAAUGGCAUAUCUUAUCAAACCGAAAGAGAACAGAAGACAUCGAUGGUACUCCAAUUGAAGAAAUAAGAAUACCUUUAGGAGUCGGACAAGCAAUUCCAAUGCUUUUACAAAAUAGAGGUGCAUCUUACAAACAACAAGCAGAGUUUUCAUUUGCCUAUUGGCCAUUCUCAAUCAAACUUCUUUGGGCACCAAUAGUAGAUAGUCUUUACAUAAAAGCUAUUGGAAGGAGGAAAAGUUGGAUGGUUCCAACACAAUAUUUAAUUGGAUUCUUUAUGCUUAUUCUGUCAGGACACGUCUCAGAUUGGCUCGGAGAUGGUGGAGAACUUCCAAGAGUGUCAGUCAUCACUUUAAUUUUCUUCUCACUAAAUUUUCUCGCUGCAACACAAGACAUUGCUGUAGAUGGAUGGGCUUUGACAAUGUUGAAAAGAUGCAAUGUUGGUCAUGCAUCGACAUGCAACUCUGUAGGACAAACUGCUGGAUAUUUCUUAGGAUAUAUUGUCUUCAUGGCACUUGAAUCGAAAGAAUUCUGCAACACAUACAUUUUUAGUGAGCCACAAAAUGAAGGACUUGUGAAUUUAUCAGGAUUUCUUUGGUUUUGGGGAAUAACGUUUCUAGUCACAACAACGCUUGUUGGAAUUUUCAAAAGAGAAAAGGAAGAAUCGCAAGAAUACAUUGAAGAACAUCCCGACUAUGAUAUUAAAGAAAGUUAUGGAAUGUUAUGGAAAAUAAUCACAAUGAAACCGGUGAUGAUGUUAGCAGCAGUUCUAUUGACAGUGAAAGUAAGUUUUGCUGCAUGUGAUGCAGUGACAACUUUGAAAUUCAUCGAUCAUGGAAUUCCUAAGGAGAAACUUGCAUUGCUUGCAAUUCCUAUGGUGCCUCUGCAAAUUCUUCUGCCAUUAAUAAUCAGUAAACAUACAACGGGAAAAUAUCCAAUGAACCUUUACAUUAAAGCAAUUCCAUUUCGUCUUUUGUUGACACUUGGUAUUGCAAUGCUUGUGUGGGCUACGCCCCUUAUUCUUAAAGGGAGAACACAUGACAUUCCGCUUUACUAUUAUGGAAUGAUUUUGAUAAUAUUUUCACUUUAUCAAAUCUUUCUUUAUGCCAUGUUUUGUGCUGCUAUGGCGUUCUUUGCUAAAAUUUCUGAUCCACGUGUGGGAGGCACCUACAUGACACUUUUAAAUACUUUAUGUAAUCUGGGUGGAAAUUGGCCUAAUACUUUGUUCCUUUGGCUUGUGGAAAUCAUAACAUGGAAGUCUUGCGUUGAAACAGGAGCUGAUAAUGAUUUUAGUGCUCCCAUGAUGAAUAACAACACUUGCAGCGAUAAAUCAGAGCAAGAAAGUUGCGUGAAAAUUGGCGGCAGCUGCAGAGUCGACAUUGAUGGAUAUUACAUUGAAGUCAUUCUUUGUCUAAUUUAUGGUAUUAUUUGGUAUAAGUGGAGCAAACCGAAAAUCAAUCAUCUACAAAAACUUCCAAUUAAAAAUUGGCAUGUUCAACAUUUGAAAACAAAGACAAGUUAGCAAUUAGUUUAGUUGAAGUUCGGAUUUGGUUUUGGAACAAAACAUUAUUUAAAAUAACACAAAUCACUUUUUUUAUUAGUUAAAGUUAGGAAAUUGCAAUUGUUUGUUAAACUUCAAAACAUUCAAACCUUAUUUGUGAGUCACAUUUCAAUGAAAUGUUAAGAAAAAUAAAAUUUUAGUUUUUUUUAAUUUAUAAUAAG